UUCCGCUCUUGGAUUCUAAUAGAGUAUCUCAAGAUGGCGUCGAGUGGAGGAGAUGGAGAACCUGAGUGGACCGCAGCCGUACGGCCACUUUUAUCAGCGUCCUACACGGCUUUCGAAACGAAAGAGCUACCUCAGCUUAUAGGAUCCAUCAUAAACAGUGAAUCUGAGAUUCUUCACCAUGACAAACAGUAUGAGCCAUUCUACUCCUCGUUUGUGGCACUAUCUGCACAUUACAUCACCACAGUUUGUGGACAAAUCCCCAGAAAUCAGCUGCUGUCGGUAGCUGCAGCAUGUAAAGUAUUGAUUGAAUUCUCACUGCUGCGUCUGGAAAAUCCUGAUGAAGCAUGUGCAGUCUCUCAGAAGCACCUGAUCCUCUUAAUAAAAGGCCUUUGUACUGGCUGCAGUCGAUUGGAUCGAACAGAGAUCAUCACCUUUACUGCGAUGAUGAAGUCGGCCAAACUUCCCCAAACUGUCAAGACACUUUCUGAUGUGGAGGACCAGAAGGAGAUUCCCUCCCCUGUUAACCCCGAACUCAGACAUAAAGAAGUCCAAAUGAACUUUUUCAAUCAGCUCACAUCAGUGUUUAACCCUGACAUUACCGGGCUAGCCUCUCCAUCUGUUCACAUGCAGGGUGAGAAUGAAUGUGAUGACCAGACAACAGCAGAUCAGGCAACGCAGGCCAAAAUGAAGAAUGCCUUCAUCUCUCAAAAUGUGUCCAGUUUACAAGAAUUAGGGGGUUCAGAGAAGUUGCUGCGUGUGUGCCUCAACCUUCCCUACUUCUUACGGUAUAUCAACCGCUUCCAGGAUGCGGUAUCCGCCAACUCUUUCUUCAUCAUGCCGGCCACUGUGGCAGAUGCUACCGCUGUCCGAAAUGGUUUUCACUCCCUGGUGAUUGACGUGACCAUGGCCUUGGACACGCUUUCCUUGCCUGUACUGGAGCCUUUGACCCCUGGGAGGCUACUUGAUGUGACUGUGUUGGCACUAAGCUGCCUCUAUGCAGGUGUGAGUGUGGCAACUUGCAUGGCCAUACUGCAGGUGGGCAGUGGCUUGCAGCUUCGUGCAGCCUCCACUGGCUCCAAGGAGGAAGACUAUGAAAAUGACGCUGCUACCAUUGUGCAGAAAUGCCUGGAAAUCUAUGAGAUGAUUGGACAGGCCAUCAGUAACUCUCGCAGAGCUGGAGGGGAGCAUUAUCAGAACUUUCAGCUCUUGGGUGCCUGGUGCCUGUUGAACAGCCUGUAUUUGAUACUGAACCUGAGCCCCACGGCCCUUGCUGAUAAAGGAAAGGAGAAAGAUCCCCUGGCAGCACUACGGGUCCGAGACAUCGCCACCCGAACCAAGGACGGAGCAGGAUCUCCUAAACUUGGCCCAGGGAAAGGGCACCAAGGUUUUGGGGUUCUGUCAGUCAUUCUGGCCAAUCACUCAAUCAAGCUGCUCACAUCACUGUUCCAGGACUUACAAGUGGAGGCUCUUCAUAGAGGCUGGGCCAGUGACGGGCCUCCAGCAGAGCUGAACAUCAUGGCCCAGAGCACGUCCAUCCAGAGAGUGCAGAGACUCAUUGAUUCGGUCCCUCUCACCAACCUGCUCUUCACACUGCUCUCCACCUCCUAUAAAAAGGCAUGUGUGCUGCAGCGGCAGAGGAAGGGUUCGGUCAGCAGUGACGCCAGUGCCUCCACUGACUCCAACACUUACUAUGAAGAUGACUUCAGCAGCACAGAAGAGGACAGCAGUCAAGAUGAUGAUAGUGAGCCCAUUCUGGGACUGUGGUUUGAAGAGACAAUUUCUCCCAGUAAAGAGAAGGUGGCACCUCCACCUCCCCCUCCUCCCCCACCUCUGGAAACAUCCCCGAGACUGAAGAGCCCCAGCAAGCUGAACACGGCAGAGAACGGCAACAUUCUGGCUAGUCGCAAGGACCCAGAGUUGUUUUUGAGUUUGGCCUCAAGCAUACUGAACUUCAUCACCACCUCCAUGCUGAAGUCCAGAAAUAAUUUCAUUCGCAACUACCUGAGUGUGUCGCUCACGGAGCAGCACAUGGCCACCCUCGCCAGCAUCAUCAAGGAUGUCGACAAAGAUGUCAAAGGUUCCUCUGAUGACGAAUUUGCCUCAGCCCUCUAUCACUUUAAUCACUCUCUGGUAACAUCAGACCUGCCCUCUCCAUCCCUACAGAACACUCUUCUGCAGCAGUUAGGUGUUGCCCCAUUCUCAGAGGGUCCCUGGCCCAUGUACAUCCAUCCUCAGUCUCUCUCAGUGCUCUCCAGGUUACUGCUGAUCUGGCAGCAUAAAGCCAGCCAGCAGGGGGAGCCUGAUGUACCCGAGUGCAUGAAGGUCUGGGAGAGGUUUGUGGGCACUCUAAAACAGCACACGCUACAAGGAGCGGUCCCUGCUGAUGAGGACCUCAAUGUUGAACACCUCCAGCUGCUAUUGCUCAUCUUUCACAACUUCUCUGAAAAGGGCCGUCGCAACGUCCUAACCCUCUGCAUGCAGGCCAUCGCUGAAAUCGCGGCCCAUGUGGAUUCUCAGCUUCAGGCUGUACCCCUCAACCUGGCCCGCAUCUUGCUUGUGUUUGACUACCUGCUGCACCAAUACUCAAAAGCUCCCAUGUACUUGUUUGAGCAGGUCCAGUACAAUCUUCUGACACCAUUGGCAUCCGGUGGCAGUUCAGGACAGGAUGGGGGAAAGAGAGGUGCCGUCCCACUUUAUUAUGGUUUCAAAGAGGUGGAGGAGAACUGGGCCAAGCACUGCUCGGCAGAUUCCACAGUGCAGCCGAAAUUCUACUGCGUUCUGUCCCCUGAAGCCUCAGAGGAUGACAGGAGUCGACUUGACGGCAAGGUCUUCCAAGUGUUGUUCAGUGGUGCGGUGAAGUAUGACGACUUGUACUCCUCGUUGAUCUCCCUGUUGGCUGCAGGCUCCCGCUUUGACACAGCGAGACGGCAGGAAAAUAAGCCCAUCACCCCAGUAGAAGCAUGUUCCUUGCAGUACUACUUCCUGGUGCUGUGGAAGAUCUUGGGAGUGCUGCCACCCUCAAAGGCCUAUGUUGAGCAGCUUAAGAGUGGCAACAGUGACCCCAGCGAGAGUGACAUCUUACACACCCUGAGGUGGUCGUCAAGGUUGCGAGUCAGCACUUUCGUCAACUGGAUCAAGGAACACCUAGUGAAACAGGGAAUGAAAGCUGACCAUGCCACAUCUCUGAUCGAAGUGGCCUCGGCAAAGUGCAGUGCAGUGAAAUAUGAUGUGGAUCUUGCAGAGGAAUACAUUGCCAGACAGAUUUCGUCGUUUUGCUGCGUGGACCCCAACAGCAUCCUACCUCUUCACCAAGUACCCUCUCUACAAACCAUCUACACAUUGGAUGCUGUGAUUUCCAAAGUGCAAGUGUCUUUAGAUGAGCAUUUCUCCAAAGUAGCUGCUGAUACAGACCCCCAAAAAUCCUCUGAGAUCACCAAAAACCUGCUGCCCGCCACGCUGCAGCUCAUUGACGUCUAUACAGCCUUCACCAGAUCAUAUCUGCUGAUGAGUCUGCCAGAGGAAGGAGAAAACAAACCCACUGAAGCUAAACUGCAGGGUUAUGCUGCUGUGUUGUCCAUCGGAUCCACACGCUGCAAAGCCAACUUGCUUGGUCAGACUGUGAUGCAGAAUCUGCCAUCAGCCGUUCAGACACUGUGUGAAACAUGGAACAACAUUCACACUAAUGAAUUCCCUAACAUUGGCUCAUGGCGGAACGCCUUUGCCAAUGACACCAUCCCGUCGGAAAGUUACAUCAGUGCAAUUCAAGCGGCCCACCUGGGGACCCUCAGCAACCAAUCGCUGUCCUUAGCCUCCUCUCUCAAACACAUUCUGCUCUCGUUAGUGCGCCUUACUGGGGAUCUCAUUGUCACAGAGGAGCUGAACAGUCCACAGGUGAUCCGCACACUGCUGCCCCUCCUGCUGGAGAGCAGCACAGAGAGCGUUGCGGAGAUCUGUAGCACGUCGCUGGAGAGGAUCCUGGGUCCCGCCGAGUCAGAUGCUUUCCUGGCUCUCGUCUACGAGCGUCUCAUCACAGGCUGCUACAACAUCAUCGCCAAUCACUCUGAUCCUAACAGUGGUCUGGAUGAGUCCGUUCUUGAAGAAUGUUUACAGUACCUGGAGAAACAGCUGGAAAGCAGUCAAGUCCGUAAAGCAAUGGAGGAAUUCUUCUCAUUCAGUGGAGAAUUGGUGCAGAUCAUGAUGGCCACUGCCAACGAGAACCUAUCGGCAAAGUUCUGCAACCGGGUUCUGAAAUUCUUCACUAAACUGUUCCAGCUCACGGAAAAGAGCCCCAAUCCCAGCCUUCUGUGCCUGUGUGGCUCAUUGGCCCAGCUGGCUUGUGUGGAGCCCAUGAGGCUGCAGGCAUGGCUGAGGCGCAUGACGGCCUCCCCUCCUAAAGAUUCAGACCAGCUGGACACAGUGCAAGAGAACAGGCAGCUCCUGCAACUCCUCACCUCCUACAUUGUCCGUGAUAACAGCCAGGUGGGCGAGGGCGUCUGCACGGUGCUUCUGAGCACUCUCAUACCCAUGGCAACGGAGAUGCUGGCCAGCGGGGAUGGGACGGGCUUUCCUGAGCUCAUGGUCAUCAUGGCCACUCUAGCCAGUGCAGGACAAGGAGCAGGACAUCUACAGCUGCACAGAGCUGCCAUUGACUGGCUCACAAGAUGUAAAAAAUACUUGUAUCAGAAGAACGUUGUGGAAAAAGUUAGCGCUAAUGUGUCGCAAGGCAAGCAUGCCAGCAUGCUGGAGUGUGCCUGCCACAUCAUUUCCUACCUGGCGGAUGUGAUGAACGCUUUGAGGCAGAGCAGUGGCCAGGGCUCAUCCCAACUCCUGAUGGAGGGAGAGGAGAAGGCCAUUGAAGUGGACUCUGACUGGGUGGAGGAGCUAGCUGUAGAGGAGGAAGACUCACAGGCUGAAGACUCGGAUGAGGAUUCACUCUGCAAUAAGCUAUGCACCUUCACCAUCACACAAAAGGAGUUCAUGAACCAGCACUGGUAUCACUGUCACACCUGUAAGAUGGUGGAUGGGGUAGGUGUGUGCACAGUGUGUGCCAAGGUCUGUCACAAAGACCAUGAGAUCUCCUAUGCCAAAUACGGCUCUUUCUUCUGUGACUGCGGUGCCAAGGAGGAUGGCAGCUGCCAGGCUCUAGUGAAAAGAAGUCCCAGCAGUGGAAUGAGCUCCACCAUGAAGGAGUCCUCUGCCUUUCAGAGCGAGCUGCGCAUGCCGGAGAGCGCCAUCCGUCACCAGAGCGCCUCACCCGCGGACAAAGGAAAAGUCACCAUCUGUGAUGGCAAAAGCAGCGACGACGACAAGCCCAAGAAGAGCAGCGUGUGUAAAAACAUCGAGGGCUGCAGAGAGGACCUGCUCGUCCAAGUGGCAAGCUCCUCCACAGCAGCCCUGGUGUUGGAGCUGCUCAUUUUCCUAAUGGACGCCAUUCAGACCAACUUCCAGCAGGCAUCAGCGGUGGGCAGCAGCAGCCGGGCUCAGCACGCACUCAAUGAAUUACACACUCAAGACAAGACCGUUGAGAUGACCGACCAGCUCAUGGUUCCCACACUGGGCUCACAAGAGGGCGCAUUUGAGAACGUCAGGAUGAACUACAGUGGAGAUCAAGGACAGACCAUCCGCCAGCUCAUCAGUGCACAUGUGCUGCGUCGGGUGGCCAUGUGUGUGCUGUUCCCCCACGGACGUAGACAACACCUCGCUGUCAGCCAUGAGAAGGGCAAGAUCACGGUCCUGCAGUUGUCUGCGCUGUUGAAGCAGGCUGAUUCCAGUAAAAGGAAACUGACUUUGACUCGUCUAGCCUCCGCUCCAGUUCCCUUCACUGUGCUCAGCCUCACAGGAAACCCCUGUAAUGAGGACUAUCUAGCAGUGUGUGGACUCAAGGACUGUCACGUUCUGACGUUUAGCAGCACAGGCUCUGUGUCAGAUCACUUGGUCCUGCAUCCGCAACUUGCAACUGGAAACUUCAUCAUCAAGGCCAUAUGGCUUCCUGGAUCGCAGACUGAAUUGGCCAUCAUCACUGCUGAUUUUGUCAAGAUUUACGACUUAUCUGUGGAUGCCCUGAGCCCCAUGUACUACUUCCUGUUACCAAGUUCAAAGAUCAGAGAUGCCACAUUCCUGUUCAACGAGGAGGGCAAAAACAUCAUUGUGAUAAUGUCCUCAGCUGGGUACAUGUACACUCAGGUGAUGGAUGAGUCCAGCAGUGCCCAGCACGGACCAUUCUACGUCACCAACGUUCUGGAGAUCAACCAUGAAGAUCUGAAGGAUAGUAAUGGCCAGGUGGCUGGAGGCGGAGUCUCUGUGUAUUACUCCCACGUCCUGCAAAUGCUGUUCUUCAGCUACAGUCAGGGCAAGUCAUUCGCUGCCACAGUGAGCCGCAGCAACAUGGAAACACAGAGGCUCUUCACCAUCAAUGUCAAAGGUUCUAAUGGAGGAAGUAAGACAUCUCCAGCACUCUGUCAGUGGUCAGAAGUGAUGAACCACCCAGGGUUGCUGUGCUGCGUGCAGCAGACCACAGGAAUCCCUCUGGUCAUCAUGGUUAAGCCAGACACGUUCCUCAUCCAGGAAAUCAAAACCCUGCCUGCAAAAGCUAAGAUUCAGGACAUGGUAGCAAUCCGUCACACAGCAAGCAAUGAGCAGCAGCGCACCACUAUGAUUCUGUUGUGUGAAGAUGGCAGCCUCCGUAUAUACAUGGCCAACGUGGAGAACACAUCCUAUUGGCUCCAGCCCUCCCUUCAGCCUAGCAGUGUGAUCAGCAUCAUGAAACCUGUCCGCAAACGCAAGACAGCCACUGCCACCACACGCACAUCCAGCCAAGUCACUUUUCCUGUAGACUUUUUUGAGCACAAUCAGCAGCUGACGGAGGUGGAGUUUGGUGGCAACGACCUGCUGCAGGUCUACAACGGCCAACAGAUCAAACAUCGGCUGAAUUCUACAGGGAUGUAUGUGGCCAACACCAAGCCUGGAGGUUUCACGGUGGAAGUAGUGAACAAUAACAACUCAAUGGUGAUGACUGGAAUGAGGGUGCAGGUGGGCACUCAGGCCAUUGAGCGAGCUCCCUCAUACAUUGAAAUCUUUGGACGCACCAUGCAGUUGAACCUGACACGCUCCCGCUGGUUUGACUUCCCUUUCACCCGUGAAGAAGCCCUUCAGGCAGACAAGAAGCUUUCCAUUUUCAUUGGGGCUUCAGUCGACCCAGCAGGUGUCACCAUGCUGGACUCCAUUAAGAUAUAUGGCAAAACCAAAGAGCAGUUCGGUUGGCCAGACGAGCCCCCGGAGGACUUUCCUUCAGCUGCUGUCAACAACGUGUGCAGCCCGAACCUCAACCAGGGCAACGGCACCGGAGACAGUGAUGUCACCAGCCCCAUCGCAACUAGCGGCACUGUACUGGAGAGGUUGGUGGUCAGCUCACUGGAAGCUCUAGAGAGCUGCUUUGCUGUGGGCUCCCCCGUUGAAAAGGAGAAAAAUAAAGUUGCGGCUCUAGAGUUGGCCACUCUCCUCCUGUCUAUCCCCACUCCUGCUGGAGUACAGCAGCAAACCAAAGGCCUUCUGGCCAGCCUGCACACCAGCCGCACAGCCUACCACAACCACAAGGAUCAGUCUCUGCUGAGCAAUGCAGUACAGUGUCUGAACACCUGCAGUAAAGAAGGGAAGGAGCUGGACCCUGAUGUGUUCCAGAGGCUGGUGAUCACAGCCCGCUCCAUCGCAAUCAUGAGACCAAAUAACCUUGUGCACUUUACAGAGUCCAGACUUCCUCAAUCAGACAUUGAUGUAGGUGAUGAUGGGAAGGAUGGCCUGAAGUAUGAUACUGAGAGCUGUAGCUUCAUCAUGCAACUGGUCACUAACUUCUGGAAACUUCAUGCCCUCAAACCCAAGAACGCCUUUUUGGCUCCAGCCUGUUUGCCAGGUCUUACUCACAUUGAAGCCACAGUGAAUGCUCUGGUUGAUAUCAUUCAUGGCUACUGCACCUGUGAGCUGGAUUACAUCAAUGUGGCAUCCAAAAUCUACAUGCAGAUGCUGCUCUGCCCUGACACCUCUGUGAGCUUUGCUUGCAAGCAGGCUCUGAUUAGAGUUUUGAGACCCAGAAACAAGCGCAGACAUGUGACCUUGCCUUCUCCCCCACGCUCCAACACGCCCAUGGGAGAUAAAGAUGACGAUGAUGAUGACGAUGCUGACGAGAAGCCCUCCAACAUGACGGGAGGGGAAGGCGGCAGGCAGGAGAGUCAAGAGCAAAGCGAGGUGGACCACGGAGAUUUCGAGAUGGUGUCUGAGUCUAUGGUCCUGGAGACGGCAGAGAACGUGAACAAUGGGAACCCCUCGCCUCUGGAAGCACUGCUGGCAGGUGCGGAGGGCUUCCCACCCAUGCUGGACAUCCCCCCAGACGCCGAUGACGAGACCAUGGUGGAGUUGGCUAUAGCUCUCAGUCUGCAACAAGACCAGCAAGGCAGCAGCAGCAGUGCUCUUGGUCUACAGAGUCUGGGUCUGUCCGGCCAAGCCCCCAGCUCCUCAUCUUUGGACGCAGGGACCCUUUCAGACACCACCGCAUCAGCCCCAGCCUCGGAUGAUGAGGGGAGCACAGCGGCCACAGACGGCUCCACGCUGCGCACCUCUCCCGCCGAGCACGGGGGCAGCGUGGGCUCUGAGAGCGGAGGAAGUGCCGUCGACUCAGUUGCAGGUGAACACAAUGUGUCUGGCCGCAGCAGUGCUUACGGAGACACGACUGUUGAAGGACAUCCUGCUGGACCAGGCAGCGUGAGCUCCAGCACAGGAGCCAUCAGUACAACUACAGCCCAGCAUGAAGGAGACGGAUCAGAAGGAGAAGGAGAGACAGAGGGCGACAUCCACACAAGCAACAGGUUGCACAUGGUGCGUUUGAUGCUCUUGGAGCGUCUUCUGCAACACCUGUCCCAGCUUCACACUGUUGGUGGAGUUCAGGCCAUCCCCUACAUGCAGGUCAUCCUCAUGCUGACCACAGAUCUGGACGGAGAGGAUGAGAAAGACAAGGGAGCACUGGACGACCUUCUGGCCCAGCUCAUUGCCGAGCUUGGCAUGCACAAGAAGGAUGUUUCAAAGAAGAAUGAGCGCAGCUCCAUUAACGAGGUGCACCUGGUCAUCAUGAGGCUCCUCAGUGUCUUCAUGUCCCGCACCAAGUCUGGCUCAAAAUCCUCCUCUGAGUCGUCUUCUCUCAUCUCCAACGCAACAGCUACCGCUCUGCUCAGCAUGGGAGCGAUAGACUACUGCCUGCAUGUGCUCAAAUCCCUGCUGGAGUUCUGGAAGACCCAGCAGGGUGAGGAGGAGCCAGCGGCCACCAGUCAGCUCCUUAAACCCCACACUUCAUCCUCACCCCCAGACAUGAGCCCCUUCUUCCUGCGCCAAUAUGUCAAGGGCCACGCUGCUGAUGUGUUUGAAGCGUACUCUCAACUCCUUACCGAGAUGGUCCUCCGACUGCCGUACCAGAUCAAGAAAAUCGCAGAUGCCAACCCACGCAUUCCACCGCCGAUCUUUGAUCACUCCUGGUUCUAUUUCCUGUCAGAGUAUCUGAUGAUCCAGCAGACGCCGUUCGUGAGGCGACAGGUUAGGAAGCUUCUGCUGUUCAUCUGCGGCUCCAAAGAGAAAUACCGCCAACUCCGAGACCUCCACACGCUUGACUCCCACGUGCGUGGCAUCAAGAAGCUUCUGGAGGAGCAGGGCAUCUUCCUGAGGGGAGGAAUCGUCACAGCGACAUCAGGCUCCGCUCUACAGUACGACACUCUCAUUAAUCUGAUGGAGCACCUUAAAGCAUGUGCUGAAAUAGCCACUCAGAGAACAAUCAACUGGCAGAAGUUCUGCAUGAAGGAUGACUCGGUGCUGUACUUCCUGCUGCAAGUGAGUUUCCUAGUGGAUGAGGGUGUUUCUCCGGUCCUGCUGCAGCUGCUCUCUUGUGCCUUAUGUGGCAGUAAAGUCCUGGCGGCCUCAGCAGGAUCUUCAGGUGGAGGUUCAGGAACAUCUCAGCCCUCUCAGGGCAAAUCCUCCAGCAAGAAGAGCAAGAAAGAGGACAAGGAAAAGGACAAAGAAGGAGAUGGAGCUGGCAGUCAGGAAGAUCAGUUGUGUACGGCUCUGGUUAGUCAGCUCAACAAAUUUGCGGAUAAGGAGACUCUUAUUCAGUUCUUGCGUUGCUUCCUGCUCGAGUCCAACUCUUCAUCUGUGCGCUGGCAAGCUCACUGCCUCACGCUGCAUAUCUACAGGAACUCAAACAAAUCCCAGCAGGAGUUGCUGCUCGACCUCAUGUGGGCCAUUUGGCCAGAACUACCUGCUUAUGGACGUAAAGCAGCUCAGUUUGUCGACCUGCUCGGAUAUUUCUCCCUCAAAACACCUCAGACGGAAAAGAAGCUGAAGGAAUACUCUCAAAAAGCUGUAGAAAUUUUGAGAGCACAAAACCACAUCCUGACCAAUCAUCCUAAUUCAAACAUAUACAACACCCUGUCUGGACUGGUGGAAUUUGAUGGAUUUUACCUGGAGAGUGAUCCCUGCUUGGUGUGCAACAAUCCUGAAGUGCCCUUCUCUAACAUCAAACUCUCAUCUAUCAAAGUGGACACCCGUUACACUACAACUCAGCAAGUGGUGAAGUUGAUUGGCAGCCACACUAUCAGCAAAGUCACCGUGAAGAUUGGCGAUCUCAAGAGAACCAAGAUGGUUCGCACAAUCAACCUCUACUACAACAACAGGACCGUACAGGCAAUCGUAGAGCUGAAGAACAAACCUGCUCGCUGGCACAAAGCUAAGAAGGUGCAGCUGACCCCAGGCCAAACUGAAGUGAAGAUCGACCUCCCUCUCCCCAUCGUGGCCUCCAACCUGAUGAUCGAAUUCUCUGAUUUCUAUGAGAACUACCAGGCGUCUUCAGAGACCCUGCAGUGUCCUCGCUGCAGCGCCUCUGUCCCUGCCAACCCGGGAGUUUGCGGCAACUGUGGAGAGAACGUGUAUCAGUGUCAUAAGUGCAGGUCCAUUAAUUAUGACGAAAAGGACCCGUUCCUGUGCAAUGCCUGUGGUUUCUGUAAAUAUGCACGCUUUGACUUCAUGCUGUAUGCAAAACCCUGCUGUGCUGUGGAUCCUAUAGAAAAUGAAGAAGAUAGGAAAAAGGCCGUGACCAACAUCAACACUCUACUCGACAAGGCUGACCGUGUUUACCACCAGCUCAUGGGCCACCGGCCACAGCUGGAGAGUCUGCUGUCCAAAGUGAAUGAGGCUGCACCUGAGAAACCACAGGAUGAUACAGGAGCAGGUGCUGGUCUGGGCACGUCCACUGCCAGUGUCAACCGGUACAUUCAGCAGCUGGCACAGGAAUACAGCGGAGACUGCAAGACUUCAUUCGAUGAGCUCUCCAAAAUCAUCCAGAAAGUGCUUGCGUCGCGUAAGGAGCUGCUGGAGUAUGACCUGCAGCAGCGGGAAGCAGCUACCAAAUCAUCCCGCACAUCCACCCAACCCACCUUCACAGCCAGCCAGUACCGAGCCCUUUCUGUGCUGGGCUGCGGACACACAUCCUCCACCAAGUGCUACGGCUGCGCGUCCGCAGUUACAGGUCACUGCAUCACCCUACUGCGUGCACUGGCGACCAACACUGCCAUCAGGCAGAUCCUGGUACUGCAGGGCCUCAUCCGAGAGCUGUUUGAGUACAAUCUGCGCCGCGGCACUGGAGCCAUGAGGGAGGAGGUCCGCCAGCUCGUCUGUUUGCUCACUAGAGAUCACCCAGAGGCCACGCAACAGAUGAAUGACCUCAUUAUUGCCAAGGUGUCAGCUGCCCUUAAAGGACACUGGGCCAACCCUGAUCUGGUCAGUAGUUUGCAGUAUGAAAUGCUGCUUCUUACAGACUCCAUUGCUAAGGAGGGAGGAUGCUGGGAGCUCAGACUUCGCUGUGCCCUGAGUCUAUUCUUGAUGGCGGUGAAUAUAAAGACCCCUGUUGUGGUGGAAAACAUUACACUGAUGUGCCUGAGGAUCCUGCAAAAACUCAUAAAACCUCCUGCCCCCACCAGCAAGAAAAACAAGGAUACUGCUGUCGAAUCCCUGACUACAGUCAAGCCAUAUAACAACGAGAUCCACGCACAGGCCCAGCUCUGGCUCAAAAAAGACCCAAAGGCAUCUUAUGAAGCCUGGAAAAAGUGCCUUCCUGCUAGAUGUCAGGAAACUGUCUCUAAACCCUUGAAUAAGGCUGAGAUCAGGAGGCAGUACUUGAUGGAGAAGUAUGUGUGGAAGUGGAAGCAGUUCAUGAGGUCCAGAUCGGAAGGCCUGUUCCCUCGCCUGCUCAAACUGGGCCAUAAUAACUGGCUGAGACAGGUGCUCUUCACCCCAGCCACCCAGGCUGCGAGACAGGCGGCUUGCACCAUUGUCGAAGCUCUAACAACAAUCCCUAGCCGCAAGCAGCAGGUUCUGGACCUUCUAACAAGUUAUCUGGAUGAGCUAAGCAUCGCGGGAGAGUGUGCUGCAGAAUACCUGGCUUUGUACCAGAAGCUUAUCAAACCUGCUCACUGGAAGGUUUACCUGGCUGCCCGUGGUGUGCUGCCAUACAUCGGCAACCUCAUCACCAAGGAAAUUGCUCAUCUUCUCGCCCUUGAAGAGGCCACACUGAGCACAGACUUACAGCAGGGAUAUGCCCUCAAGAGCUUAACAGGCCUGCUGUCCUCAUUUGUGGAGGUGGAGUCCAUUAAGCGUCACUUUAAGAGUCGGUUGGUCGGCACAGUCUUGAACGGCUACUUGUGCUUGAGAAAGCUGGUGGUCCAGAGAACUAAACUGAUUGAUGAGACCCAGGACAUGCUGCUGGAGAUGUUGGAAGAUAUGACUACAGGAACGGAGUCGGAGACCAAAGCUUUCAUGGCUGUGUGCAUAGAAACUGCAAAGCGGUACAAUCUGGAUGAUUAUCGCACCCCUGUCUUCAUCUUCGAGAGGUUGUGUAGCAUCAUUUAUCCAGAGGAGAAUGAGGUGACAGAGUUCUUUGUUACGCUGGAGAAGGACCCACAGCAGGAGGACUUCCUGCAGGGCCGUAUGCCAGGAAACCCAUAUAGCAGUAAUGAACCAGGCAUUGGCCCUCUCAUGAGGGAUAUCAAGAACAAAAUCUGCCAGGAUUGCGAUCUUGUGGCACUACUGGAAGACGACAGUGGCAUGGAGCUCCUUGUCAAUAACAAGAUCAUUAGUCUGGAUCUGUCUGUUGCUGAGGUCUAUAAGAGGGUUUGGUGCCCCACUAAUGAGGGUGAGCCAAUGAGGAUCAUCUACAGAAUGAGGGGGCUUCUGGGAGAUGCAACAGAGGAGUUCAUUGAGUCUUUGGACUCAACUACAGAUGAAGAGGAGGAUGAUGAGGAGGUAUAUAAGAUGGCUGGAGUGAUGGCGCAGUGUGGGGGUCUAGAGUGCAUGUUGAACAGGCUCUCUGGAAUCAAAGAUUUCAAACAGGGCAGGCACCUUCUCACCGUUCUUCUCAAGUUAUUUAGUUACUGUGUGAAAGUGAAAAUCAACAGACAGCAGCUGGUGAAACCAGAGAUGAACACUCUGAAUGUUAUGUUGGGCACGCUGAAUCUGGCAUUGGUGGCAGAGCAGGAGAGCAAGGACAGUGGAGGAGCAUCCAUAGCAGAGCAGGUUCUUAGUAUUAUGGAGAUCAUCCUGGAUGAGGCAAAUGCUGAGACUGUGUCUGAAGACAAGGGUAACCUGCUGCUGACGGGUGAUAAGGACCAGCUGGUGAUGCUCCUGGACCAGAUAAACACGUUGUUUGUGCGUUCAAAUCCCAGUGUCCUACAAGGGCUGCUCCGCAUCAUCCCUUACCUGUCCUUUGGUGAACUGGAGAAGAUGCACAUCCUGGUCGAGCGCUUUAAACCCUGCUGCAACUUUGAUAAGUAUGAUGAGGAGCACAGUGCAGAUGACAAGGUGUUCCUGGACUGCUUCUGUAAAAUAGCUGCUGGAAUCAAGAACAAUAGUAAUGGCCAUCAACUGAAAGACCUCAUCUUACAGAAGGGCAUUACCCAGAGUGCUCUGGACUAUAUGAAGAAACAUAUCCCCUGUGCUAAGAACCUGGAUGCAGACAUUUGGAAGAAAUUCCUUGCUCGACCAGCCCUUCCGUUCAUCCUUAGACUGCUGCGUGGUCUGGCCACCCAACACCCCCCUACACAGAUGCUAAUCGGAACAGAUUCAAUAACCAAUUUGCACAAGCUAGAGCAGGUGUCCAGUGACGAGGGUAUCGGCACUUUAGCAGAGAAUCUUCUGGAGGCUCUAAGGGAGCACGCCGAGGUUAACCUGAAGAUCGACGCUGCUCGAAGGGAGACUCGAGCGGAGAAGAAACGUAUGGCCAUGGCGAUGAGGCAGAAAGCUCUCGGCACAUUGGGAAUGACAACCAAUGAGAAGGGUCAGGUGGUGACUAAGACAUCCCUGCUUAAACAGAUGGAGGAGCUCAUAGAAGAACCUGGGUUGACUUGCUGUAUUUGUAGAGAGGGCUAUAAGUUCCAGCCUACCAAAGUUCUGGGCAUCUACACAUUUACGAAGCGUGUGGCCCUUGAGGAGUUUGAGAACAAACCCCGCAAGCAGCAGGGUUACAGCACUGUCUCACACUUUAACAUAGUCCACUAUGACUGUCACCUUGCUGCUGUCAGGCUUGCCAGAGGGCGUGAGGAAUGGGAAAGUGCGGCACUACAGAACGCCAACACAAAGUGCAAUGGGCUCCUACCAGUAUGGGGGCCACACGUACCCGAAUCUGCCUUUGCCACCUGCCUGGCAAGGCACAACACAUAUCUGCAAGAGUGCACAGGGCAAAGGGAACCGACAUACCAGCUCAACAUUCAUGAUACCAAGCUGCUGUUCCUGCGCUUUGCAAUGGAGCAAUCCUUUAGCGUGGACACAGGGGGAGGAGGCCGCGAAAGCAACAUCCACCUCAUCCCUUACAUCAUUCACACAGUUCUUUACGUCCUCAACACAACAAGGGCCACAUCACGAGAGGAGAAGAAUCUACAGAGUUUCUUGGAGCAGCCUUGUGAGAAGUGGGUGGAGACUUCGUACGAGGUUGAUGGGCCGCACUACUUCACUAUAUUGGCCAUGCACAUCCUCCCACCCGAGCGCUGGAGGACUACUCGUGUUGACUUCCUGCGUAGGCUGCUGGUCACAUCUCAUGCCCGCAAGGUCUCACCAGGGGGUGCUAACAAGCUCACUGACAAAGCAGUGAAGGAGUAUGCCGUUUACCGCUCACCGCUUCUCUUCUGGGGUCUGGUGGAUCUUAUCUAUGAUAUGUUCAGGAAAGUGCCCACCAGCAACACAGAAGGAGGCUGGUCCUUCUCGCUCGCAGAGUACAUAAGGCACAAUGACAUGCCUAUCUAUGAGGCUUCAGAAAGGGUGUUGAGGUCUUUCCAGGAUGAACUCAUGCCUGCUGAAUCCUUCUCAGAGUUCCUGGAUGUCGUAGGGCUUCUGUCAGAAAUCCCAGACCCUGACGCCUUCCUGCAGGACCUGUUGAACUCUGUGCCCUGAUGGCACACAUUUAUGCACCUCACUUUAUGGACUCGUGACCGCUCUGUCCAGUGCAGGUGUUCCUUAAACAUGGAGUCUGUCCGCUACCAGGACCCAGCUAUUCGCAACUCCAAAGGGACACCUUUCAAUCGGGGCCCAGGCUCCCAAAACUUCUAUCAGCUCGCAUACACACUCAUUCACCUCCACUUCUGCUCCUGAUCUCCGCGUGGGUUCAUUCAGUUAUAACUCUCUUCUAAACAAGUGACGAGUAGCCUGACGAGUUAAUGCGCAUUUAUUCUACAAUGGUUUUGUAACAUCUAAUACACAUAAACACACCGUUCUCUUUUGAUCUGAAAUGUUGCAGGUAGUCUGAUUGGGAAUUAUUUCAUAAACGACCUUUGAUGGCAUUUGUUUUUCCCUUUGUGAUUUUGUUUGUUUGUUUUUUUUUGACUCAAGAUCUAAAUUGGCUAAGAGUUACAGAUUCACUCAAAUGUGAACUAAUCUAAUCUCAUUGUUUUUUAUUUUUUGUGGACCUUUUUGCAGUGGUGUUCUAUGAAUUGUUUGCAGUUUGUAAGAAAGGCAAGGCCUGACACUGGUUCUGUGAUGCGAUGCAAAUGUGUGACGAUUGUUUUCCGUGUGUAAAUGGUUAAAGAGUGAGAUGAAAGCUUGUUUAAUGUGUUUUUUCCCGUGAAAUGGAAAUACUUUCUGAUUUGUAAAGGGUUUACCUGCAUCAACAAUGAAACACAAAGAUAAAGAGAAUAAAAAAGGGCCUGCGUAUUUAUUUUGGGAGCCUUUUUCCACUUUGUUUUUCUGGUUGUGUUAUUGUUUUGAUCAAAAACACGAUACUAAAUUUAUUUUUCGUUGUGUCUUCCAUGUGACCGUAAUUCACUCAAUAAUAUUCCGCAGAUUAAACAUUUUCCCCAGAGCAAGUUGUGCCUCUGGUAAGCAAGGUGCCACUGAGAAGAGUCUCAGUGAUUUUAAGUUUAUUCUUACAAUAUAAACACACACCUGCGAUAGGGUGUUCUUGAGCUGAAUGCAUGGUGUGAAGUUUGUUUAAAAUAAGAAAACAAGAAAAACCCACUUAGUGUUUAUUCGCCUAUUCCCGCUGCUACAAUGUUCAACUGUUGCUGAAUGUCUGCUUUUUGAAUUAGCUCAACUUAAUAAAGGUGUAAGAAUACCA
This is a messenger RNA of Megalobrama amblycephala (Wuchang bream), 16624 nucleotides long. It is a transcript of the gene ubr4, whose product is annotated as ubiquitin protein ligase E3 component n-recognin 4. Gene Ontology annotation, molecular function: protein binding; zinc ion binding. The record is from RefSeq and is a predicted model, not a curated record. NCBI's taxonomy places the organism in Eukaryota, Metazoa, Chordata, Actinopteri, Cypriniformes, Xenocyprididae.